Messenger RNA from Pyricularia grisea, 216 nucleotides. RefSeq lists its product as uncharacterized. The transcript is spliced from 2 exons. Bases 1 to 216 code for a protein of 71 amino acids. The record is from RefSeq and is a predicted model, not a curated record. Lineage: Eukaryota; Fungi; Ascomycota; Sordariomycetes; Magnaporthales; Pyriculariaceae.
AUGCGUCCCACCACCUUCCUCCUAGUGGCCAUGACCUGCUUUGAAGCCACCGAGGCCUUUACGUGUGCUCCCGGCACGCAAGGGUCGUGUACUUUCCGCAAACGACCCUGCGAGGACACGGCCCGCUGCGCCAUACACUGCGACUCCGGCGGCAACUGCAAGUGCCCCAGCACCUACCCAGGCAACAACAAAAACUGGACGCACAGCGUCACGUAG